AUGGAUAGUGAUUUAAACUUAUUUUAUAGUGAAUUAUGCUUUGAAUUUUAAAGGAGAAUUGGUAACAUUGUAUAAUUUUAGAAUAGUAAUAUAUAAUUAAUAACAUUGAUAAAAUCAUUUAUAAAGUUAAGAAAAUAAAUAGAAUUGGUUUAUACCAAUAGAAGGCCAAAAUUUUAGUAAAACCAAAUGAGAGAAGGGAUUAAAGGAAGGAUUAAUUAGAAAAGUAGAGCUAGUAAUUGAG
This is a messenger RNA of Paramecium sonneborni, 241 nucleotides long. NCBI's taxonomy places the organism in Eukaryota, Ciliophora, Oligohymenophorea, Peniculida, Parameciidae. The record is from the annotation of a GenBank genome assembly.